Molecule: messenger RNA, 2273 nt
Organism: Juglans regia (Persian walnut)
Lineage: Eukaryota; Viridiplantae; Streptophyta; Magnoliopsida; Fagales; Juglandaceae
Product: probable U3 small nucleolar RNA-associated protein 7
Exons: 7
Coding region: 499-2058 (519 amino acids)
Biological process (GO): maturation of SSU-rRNA from tricistronic rRNA transcript (SSU-rRNA, 5.8S rRNA, LSU-rRNA)
Cellular component (GO): 90S preribosome; small-subunit processome; nucleolus
Molecular function (GO): protein binding
Source: RefSeq, a predicted model, not a curated record
GUAUAACCCCUUUUCCCACAACGGUCCCUCCAUCAAACGAUCAUGCACUUGUGAAUUCGUUACCAAUCACACGGCAAAACCCUAGUAUAAUUCUCACUGCCAGAACCAUUCUCCCCAACCCAGACAGCCACCUCGCCAGAAACCACCACAGAAGGCGCCGCCGCCCACCGUCAACCACCGCGGGGAACGUCGCAACACCUCUCGGCAGCCAUAGAACUCGCCGACCAGGCACCCUCAGCACCUCGCGCUAUUUCCGGUGAGCCCCCCGUCGGAAUCCCCUCCUAUUCUCGUUGAUUUCUCGGUUUGACAGUUCUCUCUCUCUCUCUCUCUCAACACCACGUUCAGAGGGAGCCUCCAGUUGCGCCACCUUGACUCUCGGCCAGCCACCCAGACCCACCGUCGCAGUUGGUUCUCCUUUUCUCUCUGUGAGUAUCGCACGGCUUUUCCCUCUGUCACGAGCUCUCUGUUCUCGGCCCUUGUGAGUAUCGCACGAUUGCUAUGUGUUUGCAGGAGAUGUCUGAGGAGUUAGAUUUGAAAAUGGAGAAGUACCUAAGAGGCGGUGCUGCUAACUUGGAGGUUCUACAAGAUAAAAAACUCAAAGGUCAACUUGCUCAUAGAGAAAACUUGUAUGGAAAAUCUGCUAAGGCUGCUGCUAAGUUUGAGAAGUGGCUUAUGCCAAGCGAGGGGGGUUAUCUGGAGGCUGAAGGUCCAGUAGAGAAGACAUGGAGGUUCAAACAAGAAGACAUUGGGCAAGCAGUAGAUAUCUCGAGCGCAAGGAAUCAAUAUGAUGUUGUUUUACCAGAACUGGGUCCGUACACAAUGGAUUUUUCCUCAAGUGGUCAAUAUAUGGCUGUUGCUGGACGAAAGGGCCACCUGGCAAUUGUUGACAUGAAGAAUUUUGAAGUACGCAGAGAGUUUCAGGUUAGGGAGACAGUGCGAGAUGUGGUAUUCUUGGACCAUCAGCUGCUCUUUGCUGCUGCUCAGAAAAAGUACACAUAUAUUUAUAGUCCAGAGGGCAUAGAAAUUCACUGCCUAAAGGAUCAUGGUACGGUGUUGAGGCUUCAGUAUUUGAAAAACCACUUCAUCCUGGCAUCCAUAAAUAAAUUCGGGCAUCUCCAUUAUCAAGAUGUAUCAACGGGUGCUUCCAAAAGUUAUCGGACUGGUUUAGGCCGCACUGAUGUAAUGCGGGUGAAUACUGUCAACGGGGUUGUUGCUUUGGGUCACUCAGGUGGAACUGUUACCAUGUGGAACCCUAACAGCUCUGCUCCCCUUGUCAAGAUGCUGUGUCAUCAUGGUCCUGUUUCGGCCCUGGCAUUCCACCCUAAUGGCCAUCUCAUGGCCACGGCCGGGAAGGAAAGGAGAAUUAAGCUUUGGGACUUGAGGAAAUAUGAAGUUCUCCAGACUUUACCAGGCCAUGCAAAUACCUUAGAUUUCAGCCAGAAAGGUUUGCUUGCUCGUGGAACUUGUUCCUUUGCAGAGAUUCUCUCUGGAACUGAGCAUUACAGUAGAUAUAUGAAUCAUUCAAUGGUGAAAGGAUACCAGAUAAAAAACUUGUUGUUUCGGCCAUACGAAGAUGUUCUAGGCAUUGGGCACUCUAUGGGUUGGUCCAGUAUUCUGGUUCCAGGAUCUGGGGAACCCAACUUUGAUUCUUGGGUGGCAAACCCGUUUGAAACACGCAAACAGCGGAGAGAGAAGGAAGUGCAUCUCCUUCUCGACAAGCUUCCACCUGAGACAAUUAUGCUGGACCCUUCAAAGAUCGGUACAGUGAAGCCAGUGAGGAAUAAAGAGAAGCCAACAAAGGAGGAAAGAGAAGCCGAGAUGGAAGCUGCCAUAGAAGAUGUUAAGGGCAACAUUACUUUGAAGAAUAAAACGAAGGGGAGGAAUAAGCCGAGCAAGAGGGCGAAAAAGAAACAGGAGAUUAUUACUAAAGUUAAAAGGCCUUUCUUGGAGCAACAGAUGCGGGAACCCCAACUGUCUAGAAAGAAGCAAAAAGUAAGUGAGGAAGAUGAGCUUCCCAAAUCUCUGCAGCGGUUUACCCGUAAGAAAGCAGCAACUUGAUUUUUCUAGACUAGCGACACUUACAUGUGUUUUACCGUAUUGCUAAAAUUUUUGUUUGUGUAUGAUCAUUAUUUAGUCAAGUGAAUUUAGGCCACUUCUGGUUAAAUAUUUUGAGAAUCUUUGAGAAUUUUGAUAACCUUUCUUGAGAUUGAGAUUUGGAAAAGGAAAGUUUUUUUUUUUUUUUUUUUAAAUUAAAUAGAAGGCUGCUAUACUAU